AUGGAGGUAGUGGAAACCAUACAAAAUCUAAACGAGUACUGGGGACCUCCGUCACUGAACUGGUUCGACUAUUUUGUUGAUGCUCAAAAAUUGUCAAAGUUACUCUCGGAGCCGGGAAAUCGAGAGACGGUGGGUAAUCUGGCACUUCAAUUUGCGGAACAGGCCGCAGGUACACAGAAGGAAGCUGAAAUAAUGAUAAGCAAAGCCUUUCCAAACGAAGAUAUCCAGUUUACGCAUCGAAAAGCUGCUUGCCUUAUUUUAUGUGCUAUGGCUUGCUUUGCCUAUAUUGACUGGGACCUCGAGUAUCUCAUAGACAAGUAG
Cooperia oncophora is the source of this 321-nucleotide messenger RNA. The record is from the annotation of a GenBank genome assembly. Lineage: Eukaryota; Metazoa; Nematoda; Chromadorea; Rhabditida; Trichostrongylidae.